AUGGAUAUCAAAUCAUCUAAGAGACAUCGAAAUCGUAUAUUGGGAACAUGCCGCACAGUUAAAAUAUCUCUUAGAAGUUUGUUCAUUCCUGAUAUAUAUGAUCUAUGUUUAGCAGCAUUUAUCACAUUUAUUACAUUUAGCAUUUGGAUAGUUACAUCAAAACGAUAUAAAUUCGAUUCAAUUUAUACAUUUUGGGAUGCACCAAACUCACUCGUAUGGAUUCAAGGCAAUCUAGAUGAAUCAGAUGAUUUAUUUUCAAUCUAUUACGAAACAUCUGCAAAAGAUAUUAUCUUUCCGCAUUGCGGUUAUUAUUUAUACAUGUAUUUAAUGUACAUUAUCUCAUUUGGAAACUUCAAACUCACAUUAUUAAAUUCAAUUAUUAUAUCUGGCAUACUUUCAGUAUAUUUAUUUAGAAGACUUUUAGUAGUUUACAAACCUGUUAAGAAUAUCCUAUUCUCAUGCAUUAUAUUCUGUCUUGUUCCUUUACAUCAAGUUAUGUAUCGCGCUGUUCCAACAUACGACACGUUUUUCUUCUGCGUUAUCAUGCUUGCACUCAUACUUUCUAAGCUAGGAUUACAUAUUUUGGCCGCAGCUUGCUCAGUUUAUCUUUGUUUCAUAAGGUUUGAAGGAAUCAUUGUUCCAAUCACAUUAUUCAUUGUUUCAGCCAUACGCUUAGAUGUUAAGGAUUUAAUUACAUAUUUAAUUUCAAUUUUAUUUGAUUUCUUUUUCUUGAUAUUUAAUGUUCCAUGGAAAUCAUACUUAAUUCCCAACCAACUUCAUUCUGAAUCUUUCAUUUCAGUGCCAUUGAACGCCACAUUACAACAAAUUAGCUCAAUCAGUACUUUGAUGAAAGGAAAUUCUUAUUUGAUAUCACAUUGCAUUUUCUUGUUAGGUGCAGGAUCACUUGUAACAAAUGCUCUUCCUCUUUCAAUAUUUUGCUAUUUGUGGGAAUUCUUUUAUUCCUGCCUAACAAAUUCAGAACCGAUACGCUUCACAAUACCUAUGGAAACAAUCGCUAUCGUCUGUGGCUUUGACAUGCUUUGGAAUUCGAAAGGUUCGAGAUUUAUGCUGGUUAUUAUGUGUCCAGCAUAUAUGUUCUUGAUAUUAUUCUUUUGUCCACAGCAGUAUCAAGCUUAUCAGCAAUCCAAACAGAUCUGGAAUGCUUUUAGAUGA
Messenger RNA from Trichomonas vaginalis G3, 1173 nucleotides. RefSeq lists its product as uncharacterized. Lineage: Eukaryota; Parabasalia; Trichomonadida; Trichomonadidae. The record is from RefSeq and is a predicted model, not a curated record. The transcript has a single exon. Bases 1 to 1173 code for a protein of 390 amino acids.